GGUUUAGAAUUUCAGUCCAGCUUCGGAUGGCCGCGAAGCGCUUUGUUAGCUCAUCAAUUGUUUACGAACACGAUUUUUUUUCUUUUAUUUCCUCCGCGUGUAUUACAAUACGAAAUUUCUUAGACGUUAUUGUAAUUCAAUUCUUAAUGUAACGAAUAUAUGUAAUUAAGCCAUCUAACUAUAUCAAGUUACCGCAUAAAUAUUGUGAUUAAUAAGUCAAAAGUGGACUUUUUUUUUGUUGAGAAAACAGUGCAAAAUCUUUAGUGUGUGCGUUUUUAUUUUUAUUUUAGUGUUUAUCGAGUUUUUUUUUUAUAUAUAUGAAACUUCGGUAACAAAAUCAUGGAUAACGUCAACAACAAAAAAAUAAAAAUAUCAAACAAUAAGUGCCGAUCGAAAAAGAAACUCUAAACGCAAAACAAUGACGCAUACAAACUGUUUCCCGCCAAUAGAACUGUCACAGUGACAUUGACGUGUGUUGUGCGUGAGUUCGCGGUAUGUUGUCGAAAGCAUGGUGACACUGAUGCCGUGUGGGUACCUCGGCGGCACGUCGCCGCGAUGCAGCUUGGACCACGCCGAGCCGAAGGCGAAAAGACCAAGACCCGAUCCAGGCACUGAUGUUUCAGAUCGAAUAUCAAGCGAAGUCAAUCCAAGUCCUUGCGAGUCUGAGUCGACUUCAAAUUCCCCGCCAUCUCUACUGCAAGAUGCUACGCUACCCGCGCUUUUAGUCUCUGGAACGUCGACGUUGUUCCAAACCACGGCGACACCAAACACGUCCAAUACCGUCGACAGCUUAUGCUUGCCUGGUACUUCGGAAGUCGAUAGCUGCGGAAUAGUCAACGGAUGCGCAACAACUACAACUUUAGGCGGUCUCGCGCUGCCUUUGACGUCAUCGGGCGGUCUGUGUGCCACCUCCUCGUCCUCCGCGGUCGCCUGGUUAAUGAAUGACGACAGCACCGGUGGCGUAAAAAGCGAGGUGCGGAGUCCGGGGCUUUGCGAGGCAGACGUGGCGCUGUACGGGGAAACGCUUCCAUACGACCAGACCGCGCUGCCGUACCAAUACUACAAUAGUAUGCAGCAGUAUGGUAGCGGCAGCGCGGCUUCGUCGUACGUCAGCUCUGGUCUUUACAACCAGCCUUACGCUGCAUAUCCUCCACCGCACAACACGAACAACAGAUCGUCAUGCAAAGCGACGCCUACAUACCUCAGUGCGUACGGGAUGAGUGGAGUGGGAAGUGUGCCCGCCACAGGAUUCGGCACUCAACCCUCGCCGUACGCAUACUCUUCAUACAACGGAGGACUAUCGCAAACCUUCACUCCUACACAACAAGAUUAUAGUAAUUAUGCAGCCGGCUACGCGGAACACAAUGUUGCUCAGUACAGUGGCUAUUACGCAGCACCCAGCUAUUCACCUUAUGUCAGUUCGCCAAGCAGUAGUGGGAGCGCCGGUCACACUUCAUACCAUCUCGGAGGAGCAUUGUCAGAUUCACCAUCAUCAAUGUUGCCAUCAAUUAAUGAUACGAGUCCAUUAUCUCCGAUUAAAGCUGAAGUACACGCGGCCAGCAGAAGAUGUAGAGAGAAUUCUGGGGAAAGCACAGCUAGUAGGUCUCGAGGUCGAGGACGCAGGAACACCUCAUCAUCGCCAGCCCAGCACGUCCCAGAGCCAGCCACAGACAGAGUCUUCAUAUGGGAUUUGGACGAGACUAUAAUUAUAUUCCAUUCGUUGCUCACUGGAACUUAUGCUACUAAGUACAAUAAGGAUACGCAACAGAUAGUGCAAUUAGGAUUUAGGAUGGAAGAAAUGAUAUUCAGCUUGGCUGAUACACAUUUCUUUUUCAAUGAUGUUGAGGAUUGCGACCAGGAGCACAUAGACGCGGUAUCGGCCGAUGAUAAUGGCCAGGAUCUCUCUGCGUACAACUUCACAACGGAUGGGUUUCAUGCGGGCGCGGCGGGAGGCGCUCUGUGUGCGCCUGGGGUGCGAGGCGGAGUCGACUGGAUGAGGAAACUAGCCUUCCGGUACAGGAAGAUCAAAGACACCUACAAUAAUUACAGGAAUAGUGUUGGAGGGCUCCUAGGGCCAGCGAAGAGAGAACAGUGGUUACAGUUGAGAGCAGAACUUGAACAGGCCACGGAUAACUGGUUAACAUUAGCCUGCAAGUGUCUGAAUAUGAUUAAUUCUCGAGAGAACUGCGUGAAUGUUUUAGUGACGACGACUCAGCUCGUCCCGGCUUUGGCUAAAGUCCUGCUCUUCGGUUUAGGGGGCGUGUUUCCUAUCGAAAAUAUAUACUCCGCCACGAAAACGGGUAAGGAGACUUGCUUUGAGAAAAUUAAGCAGCGCUUCGGCGAGCGGUGCACGUACGUCGUCAUAGGGGACGGCCAGGACGAGGAGGCCGCCGCCAAGGCCAAGAACUACCCUUUCUGGAGGGUGUCGAGCCACUCCGACAUCGCGGCGCUGUACAACGCGCUCGACAUGGGCUUCUUAUGAUCUGCUGCUGCCCUGGUACCCGAUACCUCCAAUUUCACGCAACGAAAAACAACGGAACGUGUCAGCUCUUACGGCUCAUGUACUCCUGGUACAUAGAUAAUUGUGUUUUAUGUGUCGUCAAUUGAAAUGUCCUUUGUUUUGCGUUUUUAUACCCGAUUUAUACCGGAUAUAUAUAUUUUAUACCGGAACCGAAACUUCUUUUGCGAUGCGUAUUAAUGUGGUUUUCACACCAAGUUUCACCAAGUUGCACGCGCACCAUUUUUUUAAUUCGAAACAAAUCAAUUAUAGUUGUCCGAAAUUUGGCGUCUAAAAAUAAGAUUUAAAAAAAAAACUUAAGAGAUUUAUCAACUCUUAAGAUUUAUGUAGUCCCGGUACACAAAUGUUCGCGUUUUAUAUUACAUUGUAUCAACGUGUCGAUUCUAUUGCUAUCCUGGUAUUCGCAACAGUUUUUGAGCAUAUUUAUGGAAGUACCAAACUUUGAAUCUGCAUUUUUUUCUCUUGAAGAUUUUAAGAGGUAUCCCGGUAACGAGACCUUUAAGCCAAAUCUAAUAUUCUGUUAAGUGAAACGUAAUGUGAUGAAAUUGAUUUAAUUCGGGAUUUUAAUCAAUCAAAUGAAAAUCAAAUUAAACUAGAUAAUGAUAUAGUAGUUGGUUAUUUACUGAUACUUUUUCUCUUGAGUUUUUGGAAGAAAUCGAGAAGCUCCGUUCAACGGCUUUGUUUCAUUUUCCUAUAUUCGUGCACUUCCACAGAUCCUAAACAGUUAAUAAACCACCGUUAUUACACAUAUAAAUCUGAAUAAACUCUAAAUUAACAAAUAAAAAUAAUUUACACAACUUCGCUAAUCGCGUUCCCGCCAAAUCCUAUAAAAUCUGCUAAGAAACAUUAAAAUACAGGUAACCCUCAUAUGAAAACGGUAAAUACGUUCUUAAAAAUGAAACUAGAUAUGAAACUAGAAGCCAAUACAAAAAAAAAGAUUUUUUUCUUUGAAUGAAACACCUCAACUAUGAAUGAAUGAAUGAUUUAUUUUAUUUCAGACAACAACAAGCCAAUGUGUACAUAUAGCAUCAUUGAAACAUACUUAAAAUUAGCAAAACAAAUCAAAUAAAAAAUACAUUAAUAAAAAUAAUUAUCAGUUGAAUACAUUUAAAAUAUUCCAUUCAACUGCUUUUAUUUUUAUUUAGUCCGCAAGUGAACCAUGGUACAAUGGUUCAUAUAUAUGGAAUGUAUUUUUUUACCUUUAUACAUAAAAAAGCUGUAAAUUUUAGGUUAUUCCCAUAUAUUGUGAGUUCAUAGUGCAUAAUGUAAUUUUCAAAAUAAAUUUAACAAAAAUCUUUUUAUUGUGUUAUAAAAGGGUUUUGGGAUUUUUUUUUCGUGUUAGAAUGGAAUCGUGUUGUAAAAUACCGUGUUAUACAUAAGAGGGUUACCUGUAGAUAAAAACUCUUUGUGGCUAUGAAGUCCUGGUACCCGAACGAUUUUAUUCUAAAUUUAAAUACUAACUAACCUUUUUUGAGUACGGUUAAAACGAAACAACGAAACAAUUCAAACUCCAAGCUAUUUAUGCGGUCCUGGUAGAUCAAUACCAACAAAACCGUGUCAUAUUUCGUGAAAAUUUAACUUAUAAAUGCUCAAAUCUUUUUUGGGACCUCCAUAUUGACCCACUCGAGCCCGCCCGACACACAGCAAUGUGAAUUUAGCUUUGAGACGCGAGGUUCAAACCUCAACUGCUCGGUAGAAACUCAACUAUGUACAAACCAAACCUAAAUACAUAUAAAUCUCGUUUAACCCCUUAUUUUUUUAUUUAAAAGUUUGAUAAAUAAGUACAUUUCAAUACAAUUAUUUAAUCAUUUAACGAAUUUUCUAUACACACAUAUAUUUAUAUUUAGUUUUAAAGCUCAAAGUCAGCUCAAAAAAACUAAAAACAAAAAAACAAAAACAAAAAAAAGUCAAUUUUUUUUUUUGUAAAUAUUUUACAUGAACAAAACUGUAGAUACAUUUUAUAAGGAAAAUUCAUUCCUAAUAUUUAAGAAUUUAUUAUCUUUUAAUAUGCAAUUUACUGUUAUUUUAAUGGAAACGAAUCAAGUCAGGUCUUAAGACUAGGAGCGAUUUAGAAGUGAGAUUGAGGCUUUUGAUGAGCCGCUUGUAACAAAGUCUAGGGACGGUACAACUUUAUACAGGGUGUUUGGAAAACGUUCUCGAAAACUAUGGAGGGUGGAAAUAAGGAGCACCAUUUUAGGGUAUUAAGAAGUAUUUGCAGAAAGAGAGAAAAUGAAGUUGGCGCCACGGUAGCAUGUGGAAGGAUUUUAAAAACAGCGCCAUAAGUUGUUCGAGACGGGUUUUAAUUAUGAAGGAAAGAAACAUUUCCUACGUUAAUAGUAAUCUAUAUAUUAAUACGUGAAGCAAAAACUUUGUAUCCCUUUUUACGAAAAUUGCGCGGACGGAGAAGUAUGAAAUUUUCCACACUUAUAGAGAAUAUAGAGAAGAAGUGCACAAUGCUAAUAUUUUUUUUUAAAUAAUGCAUAAAAGAUACAUUAAAUCAAUAAGGAAAACAUUACACACACUACAUACCAUGUAUUUGACGCACACACGCAUGCAUACUAUUUACUGUCAAACUUUUGUUCUUGACGUCUGUGGUCAAACUGAGAAUAGAUUAAAUAUUAUUUGUCUUUAUUAAUAUUUUUCUAUAGUGUUGUAGUCUUGGCGUUGAAAAUAAAAUCAUAAUAGUGUACAAACUUACAAUUCCAAUUAAUUAUAGUCGAAUUUCGACUACUGCGGGACCUCUAGUAAAAAUAAAUACAUUAUUGAGAUUUUAAUACUGCAUAUUUUUGAACUACACAAGUCACGAAAAAUAUAACAUUUUUUCUUUAAAUCCAGCACAUAUCCCUCUGCUUAAAACUGGUAUAUUCAUAUAAUUUCCACUUCCUUACACUAAUAGCGCUAUUUCGGUGAGUCUCCGAACAAUGAGUUGCUCUAUUUACAGGUGGACACUUUUUCAACUUGUCCCUUAUACAUGAUGGUACUCCUUUCUUCUACCACUCAUAUUCAAAGCAAAAACCUAAAAUAAAUAAAUAAGUUUAGCGGUGCCAUCAGAAUUCGUCACUUUAUAUCGAAUAUAUUAUUAUUUUGCUACUAUCAACUGUAGUCGUGAUGCAAUUGGGUAAUGUAAUUAAUAAAAAUAAAAAAAAACAAGGUUUUUUCACCUCGUGAUCUAUAGGACGUGUUUUCUUAUCUUCCUUUUCGAGAACGUUUCAAAAUACACUUGGUAAGUUUUACAUUAGUACGUGCAGUCUAUUUUUGUUUUAAAAAACAACAAAUUAUUUUAUUACAAUUAUUUUCAACGUUACAUUAAUGAGAAACAUAAAAAAAAAAUCUCAUUCUAGUUUUAAAUUAGCACAAGUGUUUUUUUUUUUUAUUUACUUUAUGUGUAUACUAUUCAAAUUUUAUUUAGUACGAUUCUCUUUUGUGUCAAAUGUGUAUGAUGAUCGCGUUAAGGAAUUAUUCUUUAUAAAUCGAAGGUCAAAUCGGCAAAUUGUAACGUGGAUAUUAUCAAAAUUCCAAAGCCAUUGUUACAUGCCUACAUGUUACGUAUGAUUAUGGACUUAAAUUUUUUUAUCAUUGAUUUUAUAAGAACAUUGUACAACAUUUAAAUGUAUACAUAGUAUAUUGAACAUAAUCAGAUAUAAGUUGAAUUUAUUUGUAAGAAAACUCAAUCCUUCAACAGAAAAAAGCUAUUUAAUUACAAUCGAAAUAUCAUACAAAAUUUUGUAUGAAACUAGCAAUAUAGGUAUUAUUAAUAAAUAAAUUAAACUUAGAAAAAUAUUGUAAAUACGAACAUAAAUAUAUAUAUAUAUAUAAUUUUUAGUAUUAUUGUAGCUUAUAAUAUUAUUAUAAAUAUUCCUAGUUCAAAAACUAUGAUACAAUUCAUAAUGUAAAUAAAAUAUAUUAUUUGAAAAUGA
Messenger RNA from Bombyx mori (domestic silkworm), 6435 nucleotides. It is a transcript of the gene eya, whose product is annotated as eyes absent homolog 2. Lineage: Eukaryota; Metazoa; Arthropoda; Insecta; Lepidoptera; Bombycidae. The record is from RefSeq and is a predicted model, not a curated record. The transcript is spliced from 15 exons. Gene Ontology annotation, molecular function: protein tyrosine phosphatase activity. Gene Ontology annotation, cellular component: nucleus. The coding region runs from base 509 to 2482 and encodes 657 amino acids. Gene Ontology annotation, biological process: positive regulation of DNA repair; cell differentiation; negative regulation of extrinsic apoptotic signaling pathway in absence of ligand.